CACUGAUGUAUGUAUAUAGAGCGUAGUAACAAGCAGAUGGGCGAUAGAAGAGGAGACAAGUGACCGGACGUGCGAGCUCUUGUACAGAGUCCGAAGAGGAAGAACCCAAAAACCAUACUGCCCAGAGGACGGCAUUUUCUUACACCUAGCCCCCCAGCCAAAGUGUUAAAGUGGCAUCAGAGAUCACCAAGGUCAAGCCAAGUAACUGGAAAAAAAAGCCCGGAAAUGGGUGUGUCUACCUCACGCAAUGAACAGUGCCGCCCCCGUCAGUCCCCAAUUACUAUAAGUACCAAAAAAGUCAAAUACGAUUCCUCUUUGAAGCCACUGUACAUCUACUACGAUCCUAAAUCAUCACGAAGACUUGUUAACGUGGGUCACUGUUUUAAUGUGGAGUAUGACGACACCAAUGAUAGGUCAGUUUUAGGUCAAGGACCAUUGAUUGGUUAUCAUCGCUUGCGUCAGUUUCAUUUUCACUGGGGUUUUUCUGACAAGGAUGGCUCGGAGCAUGUAAUAGACGGGCAGGAAUAUCCCGCUGAGUUACAUAUCGUGCACUGGAACUCACAGAAGUAUCCAUCCUUUAAUGAGGCUAUGAAGCAUACGGAUGGCUUGGCUGUUAUAGGUGUGCUAUUGAAGAUUGGAGAGCCGAAUCCAGCAAUUCAAAAUAUAAUUGACAGUCUAGGCCAGGUAAAAACAAAGGACAAAGAAUGUCCAUUCACACGAUUCGAUCUUUCAAGUUUGCUGCCAAAUGACCGAAACUACUGGACGUAUCAGGGGUCCCUAACAACAAGUCCUUACCUAGAAUGUGUGACAUGGAUUAUCCUCCAGGAGGCCAUACCUAUUAGCUCAGAUCAGCUUCACCAUUUCCGGGGUUUACUCUGCAGUUCAGAGAAUGAAGAUCCCAGCUUCAUAUUAGAAAACCACAGAGCCCUUCAACCUCUUGCAGCCAGAAUUAUCAGAUCCUCAUGCAAAAAUAAGACACACAAACCUUAAAUCUACAUUUCCGACCUUAUUUCCUCUAUGAACGUGGCCAGAUAAUGCCCAUUUUACUGGAAGAUGAUCGGUACAGACUGUUGUGGAUUCCUCACUUUCCUAACUGAUUACAAUGGGUAUUGCUAAUGAAACAACCAGGACACUCCGAUGUGGAAUCAGAACAUCACACACCGUCGCUGAAUAUAGUUAUAGUCCAUUUAUCUAUCUUAGUAAUAAGCAUGCAUCUCUGAAAGUAUUUCUAAUACUGCUAAUACUCCCUUAUAGACGUAAAAUGUACCGUAUAAAUAGGCCGUAAUGUAUUGAUCUGACGAAAAAACUGCUGUACAUUGGAUGUUCAUUUUCAAGAUGAUGAUCGUUAAAUAUUGAUUUAGCCCAGAAAGAAAGACUAGAUACGAGACUCUCUACUAUGCAAAGUAAAGGAGAACUAUGGGGGAGAUUUAUCAAACUGGUGUAAAGUAGAACUGGCUUAGCUGCCCCUAG
Molecule: messenger RNA, 1470 nt
Organism: Bufo bufo (common toad)
Lineage: Eukaryota; Metazoa; Chordata; Amphibia; Anura; Bufonidae
Product: carbonic anhydrase 13-like
Exons: 8
Coding region: 226-990 (254 amino acids)
Cellular component (GO): cytoplasm
Molecular function (GO): carbonate dehydratase activity; zinc ion binding
Source: RefSeq, a predicted model, not a curated record